This is a messenger RNA of Diaporthe amygdali, 702 nucleotides long. RefSeq lists its product as uncharacterized. The transcript is spliced from 4 exons. NCBI's taxonomy places the organism in Eukaryota, Fungi, Ascomycota, Sordariomycetes, Diaporthales, Diaporthaceae. Bases 1 to 702 code for a protein of 233 amino acids. The record is from RefSeq and is a predicted model, not a curated record.
AUGAUCGCUGUGAUAGAUUACUCGGUCAAGGAGAUGCUGCCAACCUUGCCUAAGACGAAUUUCGGGGGUGGGAUGUUGGUUGAGGUGGGCCCGCCGCGCCAGCCGCUGUUCGUCGAGCGGGCUUCGGGGAUCUCGUGCCCGAUCAAUCAGGCAGCCAGCAUAUAUGCGUUUAAGAGGGAAAUGAUGGUUCGGGACGUGUGGCUGCCAAAUUCUUCCCUCAGCGCCAGCAAGUGUCGUGGGGGAUUGGACAGGCUAUGCCGAAUCCAGCUGUCGAAGCCCUCGUCGCCGUGGGCCGCGCGGGUCGUCGCCGGCCUCACCGCGCCGGCCUUCGUGCAACGCGGCGGCGUGUUGCGCGACCACAAGUGGAUGUGCAUGCUACUAUUCCGCCACCUGUACCGCAUGGAGCAGCAGCAGCAGCAGGGCAGAAGCAUGAACGCGUCGGAUGAUGGCGAGAAGGUGCGCGCGCUGCUCAGGGCCGCCAAGACGCCUGCGGACGCUGCGCCCGUCGUGACGCACCUGUUCGCCAACCGUCUCGCGCGUGCGGACUCGUUGAUGGAUGUCGAGCUGCUCUUUUGGUUCUCGAGCGAGAUCCGAGCCGGUGUGUCUGUCCUUCAGAUCCUUGGAAGCUCGACCAUCGCGCAGCUUGGGGCCGUCGCUGCGGCGAGGAGCGAGCAUCUACACGGCCGCGACCUGGCUGCUUAG